Molecule: messenger RNA, 909 nt
Organism: Triticum turgidum subsp. durum (durum wheat)
Lineage: Eukaryota; Viridiplantae; Streptophyta; Magnoliopsida; Poales; Poaceae
Source: the annotation of a GenBank genome assembly
AUGUCCAGCGACCGUGAGAAGCUCUGCUUGGUGAGCCUUCGCAAGGAAAUAGAGGCGCUGGGAUAUCGCGACGGGGACACCCUUUUCGGAGCUCCGUACGACAUGAGGCACGCACCGCCGCCGCCUGGCCAGCCAUCCGAGGUGUACUCCGACUACUUCGCUCGUGUCAAGGAGCUGGUGCAGCACGCGAGCGAGAAGAACCAGAACAAGCCGGUCAUCCUCAUCGGCCACAGCUUCGGCACCAGGGUCGUUCUCGACUUCGUCAAUUCAACCCCGUUGCCAUGGAGGGAGAAGUACAUCAAGCACCUGUUCCUCAUCUCGCCUGCAGUCCCCACGGGCUUCACGAUGGCCCUCACCCACCUCACCGCCGGCCCGUCUGUCUUCCCAGUCGCUACGGUUCCGUUCAUGGAGUUGCGGGCAUUGCGGAGAACUUUUGCCAGUUCUCUUUUGGCCAUGCCGUCUCCCGUGGCCUUCGGGGACAAGCCCAUCAUAAUAACCCAACGCAAGAACUACUCGGCGUAUGACAUCGAGGAUUUUCUUCUGGCCCUCGGUUUCAGCGCCGAAGAAACCGUGCCCUUUGUGAAGCGGGUGCUUCCGACGAUGCUGAACGUGGAGGCGCCAUUGGUGCCAACGACGUACAUCAUCGGUACGGGGAUCCAAACAUCGGAGCAGCUGGUGUUCUGGGAAGGUAACUUUGACGUGGCUCCAGAGAACGUGUACGGCGAUGGAGACGGGUCCAUUAAUUUGGUCAGCCUGUUAGCAUUUGAGAAGGAGCUGCGUAGGCAGCAAAAUCAGAAUAAUGCGCCCUACAAGUUCGUCGCCAUUGCUAAUGCUACGCACUCCGGUAUUGUCAUGCAGGAACAUUUGCUCAGGAGGGUUAUGAAUGAAAUUCUCGAAGCAAAUCGCUGA